AUACAUUCUGCACUUCCGGUCGAAAUAUGUGAUGUGAACUUUGAAAUGAAAACAACAAGUUAUUUUGGGCGAUAUAAUUACUUUUCAGGAAGAGAAGAAAGUUACUUUUAUCCAGACUGCAGGCACUGCUGUUUUGAAAUGCUGUGUUGCCCAGUUAUGACAUCAUACAAAGAGUAAAUGUUGGACAUCAUACAGAGAGUAAAUGUUGGACAUCAAACAUAUGAUAAUGUCAUCAUUAGAGUUAUCCGACGAGAUAUACAGUAGUGAAGAUGAAGAUAUCAUCAUUGCCAACAUGGAGACAAAAUCUGGCCUUCCUGAGAAAGGAAAGAUCUUGAGAGCAUGUAGGGAACAGAAUGAGCACAUGAAAGUGAUACAGUCAGAUACAGCUGUAGCUUCAGUGAAAAUGUCUGCAGCAAUAAGACAUGCACAAAGUCUCUAUGAUUCCUCCGACUCUGAGGGGGAGGAGAUAAUGAACAGAUUACCUCCACCACACCCAACUAGUGUGACUCCACCAGGCACAACUAGUAUAACUCCACCAAACCAGACUAUUGUGAACUCUUUAAAGAUUAAUAAAACAUCUUUUGACUCAAGGAGCUCAUCAGUGGUAACUGUAAAAUCUAAGUCUUCAUCAGUGGGGUCUUCAGUUGCUACACUGAAUGGUAAUAUAUCUUCAGAAAAAAUAUCUGAAAACAGUGGUACAUCAAGUAGAAGACAUGAUUCAGUUGACUCGGAAACAGAAAUAACUAAUAGUUACAGAGAAUCAAGGUUUAACCCAUUUGACAGAGACUUGUACAUAGAGGAAGACCAUUUUGAUGUUAACCAAGAAAAUCACAUGCGUAGGACUUGUUCAGAUAGAUUAAAAUCUGAUUCAAAUGAGAGCUCAUCUUGGACAGAUCCAAGUACACGAGGCUCGCACACAAGUGAUGAUAUAACUUUUGCUGAUCUUGGCCUGUCUGAGGAUCAUUACUCCCAGCCUGAGGGAUUUUUUGGUAUGAGUAGUACUGAAGAGUUAGAAAUGGCAAUAGAGACAUGUAAAGAAAUGAUCAUUACAGCUCAGCCUCACUCUGAUAAGCAGAAGAACCUUGUCAAGAAACUUAUUCAACUUAGAAUAAAACUUCAGGAAUUAAAGGAAGGUCCAGAACCUGUGCAGGAAGGUGUGAAGUUGGCAGUAGGUCACAAGUUUGUACUUCAUUCUGGGUCAGGUUCUAAACAUUACUGUGAGAAAUGUAAUGCUGUCAUUUGGGGAGUCUUACAACAAUGGUAUAAAUGUUCGGAAUGUGGCUAUUGUUCCCAUGAAAAGUGCCUUAACCAGAUUACAAGAACGUGUGCCUAUGUAAAGGUUCAGGAAGACCCAAUUUAUUGCCUUGAUAUAUGUCCUGAAAGGGGACUGUCAUCACAAAAUUACAGAUGUGCUGAGUGCAGGGGACCUAUAUCAUUUAAGUCUGGAUUUAGUGAGCCUCGUUUAUGUGAUUACUCAGGGAACUUUUACUGUGAGCUGUGUCAUUGGAAUGAUAACAUGUUGAUACCUGCUCGAGUUCUCCACAACUGGGACUUUGAUGAAUGGAAGGUAUGUCGAGCUUCCAAACAGUUUCUUAGACUGAUGGAGAACAAAGCUGUUAUAAGAAUACAAGAUAUCAACCCUAUGUUAUUCAGCUUUGUGGAGGAACUCAAUGAAGUCAAGAAAUUGAGAGAGGAAUUGCUCAUUAUGAAGCGUUAUAUCUUACUGUGUUCAUUAGCAAUGAAGAGUAAGCUUCUGUUACAACUGAAGAAUAGGCAACAUUUUGUAGAAAAUUCUGACAUUUACUCCAUGAAGGAUCUCAUAGAUAUUCAGAAAGAUACCUUGCUUCCAGAAUUAGCUCAAGUUCACUCCAGCUGGGCUCAACAUAUUAAAACAGAUUGUGAGGUAAAUAGAGGAUCUUUGAUUUUUUAG
Molecule: messenger RNA, 1930 nt
Organism: Mercenaria mercenaria
Lineage: Eukaryota; Metazoa; Mollusca; Bivalvia; Venerida; Veneridae
Product: differentially expressed in FDCP 8 homolog
Exons: 9
Coding region: 203-1930 (575 amino acids)
Source: RefSeq, a predicted model, not a curated record